Messenger RNA from Myripristis murdjan (pinecone soldierfish), 1816 nucleotides. Its product is annotated as protein kinase C and casein kinase substrate in neurons protein 2-like. The coding region runs from base 374 to 1534 and encodes 386 amino acids. The record is from RefSeq and is a predicted model, not a curated record. Lineage: Eukaryota; Metazoa; Chordata; Actinopteri; Holocentriformes; Holocentridae. Gene Ontology annotation, biological process: plasma membrane tubulation; cytoskeleton organization; regulation of endocytosis. Gene Ontology annotation, cellular component: plasma membrane; endosome; cytoplasm. Gene Ontology annotation, molecular function: phospholipid binding; protein binding. The transcript is spliced from 11 exons.
UCAAGAGGUGCAGAAGAAGCCAACAACCUGACAGUGAGGGAGGCAGUGCAGGAGAUGGGGAUAAAGUGAAGGAACUAGAAGGAAAAAGAAGAAGAAGAAGAGAAAUGUUCACCCAUGGAAUGGAUGUGAACUAGGACACCACAGCUGUCAGGGGAGGAGAACAAGAAAGAUCAGCAACGAGUGUGUGUAACUUUAAGUGCCAAGGGAAAAUUGGGUCAGUGAGUGAGCAGAGAGAGAGGCAUGUAUUAGAGGAGAGAGAGGCACACAGGGAGAGGGGUAGACAGAGAGAGAGAAAUCCUCAGCAGCCCUUGAACUAACAAGUGGUCACUUGAGUAAUCAGGGGUGAUUCAGAGAGAAAUACAAGUCCCUGAAAAUGGCGACUCCCCCCAGAGAACCCCCUGAGGACGCCAGGAAACAGAGCUUCUGGAUGCCAGGGAACUAUAAACGCACCGUGCACCGCACUGACCAGUCCUACCAGGCCUGCAAUGACAUUAUGGCCUGCUUCCUGGAGAGGGCCAAGGUGGAGAAACAGUACGCCCAGCAGCUCAGCCAGUGGAGCAGCAAGUGGAAGUCCAUCGUGGAUUCCAGGCCGCUCUAUGGCUCCCUCAUGAGGGCGUGGCAGUGCUUCUUCACCUCCACCGAGCGUCUGUCCGCCCUCCACUCCUCUAUCUCCCAGUCCCUCAUCUCAGAGGAGGGCGAGAGGGUGCGGGCCUGGCAGAAGGAGACCUUCCCAAAGAAAAUGUUCUGUGGCUUUAGGGAGAGCUACGACAACGACACGAGCUUUUCACGUGUUCAGAAACCCUGGACCAAGAAGCUGAAGAAGCUGGACUCAGUCCGGCUUUCGUACCACAAGGCCUGUCAGAAGGAGCAGACCGUCAUCGACAAAGAGAAACAAGCCAAUGAAAGUGAGACGACUCCAGAGAAACAGCAGAAGCUGACGGCGGCCCGAGAGAAGGCCACAGAGGAGAAGGAGAAAGUCAGGGAGCGCUAUGAGAAAGUGCUGGAAGAAGUGACCUCCUGCACCCCUCGCUACAUGGAGGAAAUGGAGGCAAUUUUUGACCAAUCGCAGGAGGAGGAGAGGAAGAGGAUCAGCUUUCUGAAGCAGGCCUUCCUUUCAAUCCACAGACAUCUUGACAUCACCAACAACGAGAGUGUGAAGGCAGUGUACAGCGAGCUGCACCACACUCUCAUGUCCAUCAGUGAGCAGGACGACCUAAGAUGGUGGAAGAACAACCGCGGCCCUGGCAUGCCCACAGACUGGCCCAAAAUUGAGGAAUGGGUCCCACCAGUGAAAAAGCCAAAGAGAAAGAAAAAGGACCGGAAAGGGCAAGAAAGCCGACCUGUGAUGAUUGGAGGUGUGAAGGUGCGAGCUCUGUACGACUACGUGGGAGAGGAGGGCGAUGAGCUGUCCUUUAAAGCAGGUGAGGUGUUCCUGAAAGUGGAGGAGGAGGACGAUCAGGGAUGGUGCCGAGGGAUACUGAGCGGCGGGAAGGAGGGCUUCUACCCGGCCAAUUACGUUGAAGUUGUGGAGUGACAUCACACCGUCCUAACAUUUUGUCCUACAUGUAUUUCUCACAAGGUGUUCGGAGUUCAAAUCUUCCAAAGAAUAAUAAUAAUAACAAUAAUAAUAAUAACAUCAAUUAAUAUGUCCUCUCACUGCCAAGAUGUUGUCACACUGAUUGUGAACAAGCAUUUUUACUAAGUGCAUUAAAUUCUCACCAGUAUGGUUUGAGGACUUCUGAAAUAUGGAUUAACGUAUAUGUGCCAUGUACUUUUUGUGCAGGGGCUAUGUGUGUAUGUACAAUAUGUGUGUGUG